GCGCCCGCGCACAUGCCCACAAGUGACGGUUCCGCUCGCUUCCUUUCCUUCUAGAAGGAGCGUGGUGAAGAUGGCGGCGCAAAACUCAACACCGAGUGAUCUUUACAGAUGCGUGUAUACGUUUCUGCUGGAGAACAAGUUCACCAAGGCGGCCCAGCAGUUCAUGAAGCAGACUAAAGUGACUCCACAAGAUCCAAAUGAAGAAAGCCUUCAAAGCAUCUUCAACUUCUGGGUGAAGUCUCCUGAAGCUAAGAAACGAAAAGUGCCGCCCAGUAAGGCUGAAGCAACAAAUGGUCCAGCAGCCAAGAAAGCAAAGACCAGUGCUGAGAGUUCCAGCAGCGAAGAGUCGAGCAGUGAGGAUGAGGAAGCUGCUGCAAAACCAACUAAGGCAGCCCCUGCAGCAGCCAAGGUAGUGCCUGCUAAAGCAGCAGCAGCUGCUGCUAAAGCUGCAUCCAGCAGCAGUGAAGACUCCAGUGACUCAGAGGAGGAGAAGGCACCUGCAAAAGCCCCUGCAAAGGCUCCUGCAAAGCCCCCUGCUGCUCCUGCUGCAAGGAAGAAAGACAGCAGCUCAAGCAGUGAAGAAUCUGACUCUGAGGAUGAGGCACCCACCAAAGCCCCUGCACAAAAACCCAAGGCAGCUGCAGCACCCAAAGCAGCCGUUCCUGCUAAGGGGGCAGCUCAGAAGAAGCAGGAGAGCAGCAGUGAAGAUAGUUCCUCAGAUUCUGAAGAUGAAGAACCAGCCAAGGCUCCAGUCAAACCCGCCCCAGUCAAACCCACCCAAGUAAAGCCUGCAGCUGCUCCUGCUGCUGAAUCUAGCAGUGAAGACUCAUCAUCAGAAGAGGAGGCUCCACCCAGCAAAAAACCCAAACCAGGAGCGUACAGUGCUGUCCCACCUCCUGCUUCAGUCCAGAAGACUCCAGCUGCACCAGCAGCCAGUAAGGCCAAGAAAACCGAGUCCUCAGACAGCAGUGAUGACAGCAGUGACGAGGAAGAAGAGAAGAAAGCAGCUGCAAAACCUGCCCCAGUAAAGACCACUGCUGCCAAACCUGCUGCACCCAAACCCGCUGCAAAGAAGCAGGAAUCCAGCUCUGAUAGCUCAGAUUCAAGCUCAGACGAAGAGGAGGCAAAGAAGCCUGCUGCUAAAGUCACCCCAGCUAAAGCAGCUCCAGUUAAACCCGCCCCAGCCAAGGCUACACCUGCUAAAGAGGAAGACUCGGACUCAUCAAGUUCAGAGGAUGAAGAGGAGGUGAAAAAACCUGCAGUAAAGGUGACUCCUGCUAAGGCCCCCCCAGCAAAACCUAUUGCAGCUAAAGCCACACCUGCUAAAGAAGACUCCUCAGAAGAGGAUUCCAGUUCAGAUGAGGAGGAGGCUGCGAAGAAGCCUGCAGCUAAACCUGCAGCCAAACCUGCAGCCGCAAAGACUACUCCAGCUAAAAAAGACGAGUCCUCUAGCUCAGAUUCAGAUAGCAGUUCCGAAGAUGAGGCUCCAGCAAAACCUGCCACCAAAACUUCAGCCACACCAACACCAUCCAAACCCGCAGCCAAGAAAGCAGAGAGCAGCUCUGACUCAGAUGACUCCUCUGAGGAGGAAGAGCCAGUGAAAGCCAAGCCAGCAGUUAAACCGGCUACCCCUGCUUCCAAGCCUGCUACCCCAGCUGCAAAGACUCCUGCAGCAGCAGAGAGCAGCUCAGACUCUGACUCUUCCUCUGAAGAGGAAGAACCAGCUAAGGCUAAACCAACAGCAGUUAAGCCAGCUUCAAAGCCUGCCACCCCUGUAGCAAAGCCUGCUGCUGCAAAGCCUGCUGCAGCAGAGAGCAGCUCAGACUCUGACUCCUCUUCUGAAGAUGAAGAACCAGCCAAGGCUAAACCAACAGCAGCUAAGCCAGCUUCAAAGCCUGCAACCCCUGUAGCAAAGCCUGCUGCUGCAGCAGAGAGCAGUUCUGACUCUGACUCCUCCUCAGAUGAGGAUGAACCAGUGAAAGCCAAGCCAGCAGCUACACCUAAACCAGCUACUCCAGCCACAAAGCCUGCUGCUGCUAAACCUGCUGCAAAGCCUGCUGCUGCAGCAGAGAGCAGCUCUGACUCGGACUCCUCUGAAGAUGAGGAAGAAGCAGCUAAGCCUAAACCAACAGCAGCUAAACCAGCUACGCCCGCCUCAAAGCCUGCCACUCCUGCCUCAAAGCCUGCUGCUGCAGCUGAGAGCAGCUCUGAUGACAGUUCAGACUCCGAGGAUGAGGCAGCAAAACCUGCAGUCAAGAAACCAGCUCCAGCAGCAGCGGCUAAGAAACCUGCUCCUGCUGUCACCAAGGCCCCUGCAGAAUCCAGUGAUGACAGCUCCAGCGAAGAAGAAGAGGAGGAACCCAAGAAGGCAGUGCCAGCACUCAAGCCAGCGGCCACAAAGGCAGCUGCAGCUCCAGCAAAGAAGGCUGAGGAAAGCAGCUCAGACUCCUCCGACAGCUCAGAUUCAGAGACUGAGACCAAGUCCACCCCUGCUAAGCCUGCAGUCACCAACGGCAAGGCCGCAACACCUAAGGCUGCCACCCCAGCAGCCAAGGCCCCUGCAAAGCCAGCAGAGUCCUCAUCCAGUGACAGCAGCUCCGAGGAGGAAGAAGAGGCCAGUAAAAGUACUGUAAAACCUGCUGCGUCAGCCAAGACGACCCCAGCAACUAAAGCUAAAGAGAGCAGCAGCUCAUCAGACAGUUCAUCAGAUGAGGAGGAUGCACCACCUAAAGCAGCAACAGCACCCACUACACCCUUAACAAAUGGUAAUGGAAAGAGAAAAAGAGAUGAGGAAUCCUCAGAAAGUGAAGAUGAGGAGACAGAAGUAAAGACACCAAAAAAUAAGAAAGUAACAACCACACCACAGACAUUUCCCAAAGCUAACAAGAAGUCUUCCAACGUUCCGUUUCGUAGAAUAAGAGAGGAAGAGGUAGCUGUGGAUCCCCGUCUUGCUGAUAACUCUUUUGAUGCCAAGUAUGGAGCCACGGGGGACUGGGGCGAGAAGGCUAACGAUGUGCUCAGGUUCACAAAAGGCAAGUCAUUCCGCCAUGAAAAGACGAAGAAGAAGAGGGGAAGCUACCGCGGCGGAGCUAUUUCCACCUCGGUUAACUCCAUUAAGUUUGACAGUGAUUGAGGACCUUCUCACCUUCACAUGAACUGUACUCUACCUGUUUGAUCGGAACUAUAAGUUGUCUGCUUUCUCCCCCUGUAAACGGUCACUCUAUCACCACCACUCAGCAGCAGCAGCACACUGACGGAGGAAUGUGAUCCGCAGAGCUGAGCUGGCACUUAAAUUUAGCUAGCUGCCCUGAGACCAUUCGUUUUGAUCUCUGAUCUGAAGCCUCAGUCAGUGGAGCUGUGGCAGCAGGAGAGAGAUGCUCCUAGCUGACUUCAGACUGCUAACGAUUGACAUCCAUUAUUACCACUUAUAGCCACUAGGUGGCUGCAGGCCUCCUGCGAAUGGUAAAAAGCCAGCAUGUAUGUGUUGGGCCCCCUUCCUGCUCAUUCUGACCUUAACCUGUUCUUUCUUCUCAGAUGACAAAUGUCGUGUAAUUUCUUUGAAACACAUUUUUCAUUUCUGUGUGAAUUCUAGCUUUCCCUCCUAACAGGUUCUUGAUUAUUUGUUAAGAAAAGACUGAUUUUUAAUGGAUCACGUGGGUUCUUGAAGUUUGUUUGGUUGUUUGUCAAUUUUUAUUUGGCCAUAUUUGAAUGUGUAGAGGGUGUUUUCUGGGGUUUUUUGUCUUUACAUUACAUGAGCAUUUGGAGAGUAGAACUGAGUUUUAUACUGAGUAUUUAUUAAGUUUUAUUCCAUUUCAACUGUUAGGACCUUUUUCUUUGGAGCCAUCUCAAGAUAUGUCUGUUUUCUCCCUCUGUUGGAUACCCCCGUCAUACCCUCUAAUCCAUUAAUCAUUGGUAUGAAAUGUACUGUUCACCAACAGGACUGAGAGCCAUGUUUCUUUCAAUUUGUUGAAUUUACUGUAUAACCUUUUGUGUACCUGUUUCUUUUAUUGUCGGUUCUUGUAGCGGUAAUUAAAGACCUAACAGAUCAAAUGUU
Messenger RNA from Acanthopagrus latus (yellowfin seabream), 4054 nucleotides. RefSeq names its product nucleolar and coiled-body phosphoprotein 1 (gene nolc1). Gene Ontology annotation, molecular function: protein binding. Bases 71 to 3133 code for a protein of 1020 amino acids. The record is from RefSeq and is a predicted model, not a curated record. Gene Ontology annotation, cellular component: nucleolus; nucleoplasm. The transcript has 14 exons. Lineage: Eukaryota; Metazoa; Chordata; Actinopteri; Spariformes; Sparidae.